Messenger RNA from Oncorhynchus mykiss (rainbow trout), 2871 nucleotides. Its product is annotated as chondroitin sulfate proteoglycan 5. The record is from RefSeq and is a predicted model, not a curated record. Lineage: Eukaryota; Metazoa; Chordata; Actinopteri; Salmoniformes; Salmonidae. Gene Ontology annotation, biological process: cell projection morphogenesis. Gene Ontology annotation, cellular component: synapse.
GCAAGAUCCAAGUCUCAGUUGAAUAGCAAAUUGGUCCAAAUUAUUGAAAGGAAAAAAGCCUUGGGAAGAGGAGGGGUAGGAGUAGGAGACCGGAGGAGGGGGGCAGCAACAAUCCUUUUCCCUUCCCAGAUGGUGAGAACAGUGCCGAUCGCAUCACAUUCCGCGGAGCGUUCCCAGUCGUCCUAUGGUGAAGUGCCAUCGCUCUAAUCAAAAACAAACGGAGCCGCAGCUUUCGCUUGCGCUCAACAGCUCCAGUACGGAACGUCCAUCCUUGGCUGUGCGAGGUCUCCGUCUGGCCGAUAUUCGGUGGCGACGGGGCCUUGAACGAUUGAACUGUGGUUAAUUGAAGAAGCGGGAGAAGUAAAUACAAGCACACCACUCAAGACGAAGUUACUAUGGAGAAGCGCAGGGAGGCGGGAGUCUAACGUGGAUAGGGGGCACAAAUCAAAUCAAAAGAUUUACUAUUCGGAUUAAUACAAUUUUGAACACUUCAUUUUGAGAGGGAUUUUCAUCAGAUUUUCUGGCCAUUAUCUCACGCAAGCAUGAACGGAAAGGAAGCGAGGUUUUGCACGGGAUGCUGGAGGCUACUGCUGCUGUCAAGCAUUCUGGUUCUACACUUGAUUCCCCUCUUUGUACAUGGGAACACUCUGGGGGCCAAUGUCACUGAGUUGGACACCACAGCCAAUGUGACAUCCCUGCCCAGUAAGGUCGAAGAAGCGGCCAAAGUGAAUGAUGUCGUUACCAAGGUGACCUGGAUCAGCAACUCAGUCAGCCCCAUCGUCACAGUGACCCAGAGGCCUGGCCACAUGCCCCGCUCCGAGGAGGAGCAAAGCAGCGGCAUGCUGGGAGAAGGGGUGUUGCCAGCCGAGGAGGAGGUGGUGGCCCCGCCCAGGAUCAGCCCUGACUCAGCAGAGACAGAGCUCCUGCUGCCUAGCAACCCCCGUGGCACGGAGGAUGAAGAGGAGCACACCGACCCACCGUGGCUGAACGCCAGAGACAACGUCUUCGACCUGGACCGCCACUUCCAAGAAGGAGUAGCCGACCUGGCCACCACCACUGCCCCUCCACCCGCCGCUGCUAACCCCUCCCGCCCGGACGUCCUCACGGUGGACUUCUUCGACCCCGCCUCUCGCGGCCGCGGCCUGGACCUAGCCCCGCCCUCUCCCUCCUCUUUGGCCCACGAGCUCCAGGGUGGCGACCCCACUUCCUGGGCCAUGCCAGACAACUACGACUACCUCACGCCGUACGAAGACGGUGCGUCGCCCACCCCUGAUGAGUACUCCUACAGCACCACUACUGAUACCUUGGAUGGGGAUGACGACUUGAGGCUAACUGCCGGGCCUCCAUCGCGCUCCAGGCCCAGGGCUCCCCCAGGUUCCGGCUCCUUCACCCCAGACAAGAGGCUGCCCAGUGGAGGUGCUGCUGCUGCUCCAGAGGGCCCUGCGGCAGCCCCUCCAGCGUUACCCGUGGAUGGCUCAGACGGAGCCGGUGGCUGCCGCCAGGGCUACGUGAAGCAGAAUGGAACCUGCCGCUCCCCCUGCGACACACUGCCCAGCUACUGCUUCAACGGAGGCCAGUGCUACCUACUGGAUGGCAUGGGGGUCUUCUGCAGGUGUAAUGCCCAGGACUACAUCUGGCACAAGGGUUCCCGCUGUGAGUCGGUGGUGACAGAGUUCCAGGUGCUGUGUCUGACCAUCGGGGCGUCGGCCCUCAUGGUGCUGCUGCUCUUCAUGAUCAUCGUCUGCUUCGCCAAGAAGCUCCACGUGCUCAAGACCGAGAACAGCAAGCUGCGCAAACGCAGCAGUAAGUACCGGCCUCCAUCGGAGCAGCACAAUGAUAAUUUCUCCCUGUCCACCAUCGCUGAGGGCUCCCACCCAAAUGUAAGGAAACUGUGCGACACCCCUCCUAACGUCCCUCAUGCCCGUGCUUUGGCUUACUAUGAUAACAUUAUCUGUCAGGAUGAUCCUAAUGCCCAGAACAAGCUGGAGGACCCCGUGAAGGCCCCGGUGCCCAAGGAGGACGACUCCCUGAACAUCCACAACUCCCUGACCCCCAAACACGAGAACCACAAGGUACUGGGCGAGGAGAACUCCUCGGAGGUAAACUCACUGCAGAACAACAUGAUGUAGAAGCCUGGGUCGGGAUGAGAGCUCCAGUCCUGCUCUCUAUCCCAGCCACAACGUCUACAACUGCUACCACCAGCCAACCACCGUCUACAACACGGCAACACUGCCACCAAGCGGCCCACACCGCUGCAAAAAAAAAACACCACCCCAGCUGAAACUCCCCCCUGACCUGCCACCGCCUAUAGCGACCCCUUACGCCCAAUCACGCCCCCCUGCCUCGCUGCCCUGCCCCUUCGUUGCUGUCACUCUGCUCCCCCUUACCCCCUGCCCGCACGCACAUACACACACUAGAACACACAAACCGACACACCAGAACACACAAACACACACAUAUAUGUACAUACACACACUAGAACACACAAACCGACACACCAGAACACACAAACACACACAUAUAUGUACAUACACACACUCACAUAUACACUCAUAUUCCCCUGCCUGCAUUGGUGUAUUUUGUAAAAAGAAAAAAAUCAUAUGGAGUUUUAAAAAAGAAGUUAAACAUUGUAAAAAAUAUAAAAGUUACUGAGAGGUUUCGAUGUUUGUCUGACUAAUUAAGUGAGUAUGUAUAAAUAUAUGGAAAAAAUGCUUGGAUUGAUAUAAAAGAAACAACACAAUGUGUCUUCGUUUUCAUUGAUGUGAUUUCUAAUCCUUUGAUGUACUUGUUUUAUUUUGUACUUUUUUGGGAAUACAGACUUCAAAACAGAGAACAAAAUCUGAGUUGUUGAAAUAAACCUUUUUAACAUGA